Molecule: messenger RNA, 1976 nt
Organism: Arabidopsis lyrata subsp. lyrata
Lineage: Eukaryota; Viridiplantae; Streptophyta; Magnoliopsida; Brassicales; Brassicaceae
Product: fumarate hydratase 2, chloroplastic
Exons: 17
Coding region: 248-1747 (499 amino acids)
Biological process (GO): malate metabolic process; tricarboxylic acid cycle; fumarate metabolic process
Cellular component (GO): tricarboxylic acid cycle heteromeric enzyme complex; mitochondrion
Molecular function (GO): fumarate hydratase activity
Source: RefSeq, a predicted model, not a curated record
UGUAGAUAAGAGUGUGAAUAAUAAGUUGAUGUGGCUUAUUCUGAUUGGUUGAUAUUUAAAUCUAGAAGAAUAAUUUACCUAAAAAAAACCAAAUAAAAUUUGUCUCUUCAGUUUUAUCACUAGCCUAGUGCUCCACCAUUAGACAAAGACAUUAUAGAUCUAAGAAAAUGUCAAUAUAAUGGAUGAUGAUUAUGAGAAAAACUUACACGUUUAAGAGGCCCGAAGUUGCUAUCUAACAGUUGUAGCCAUGGCCGCUUUGAUAAUGCAGUUUGAAGGAGAGAAGAAAAACUUAUCCGAAGUUGCAGACGUAACCCUCAAGCAAGAUCAAGAUGAACAACAACGUCGAUCUUAUUCGACGUCGUUUAGGGAAGAGAGGGACACUUUCGGGCCGAUUCAAGUUCCUUCCGAUAAAUUAUGGGGAGCACAGACGCAGAGAUCGCUUCAGAACUUCAAGAUUGGUGGUGACCGCGAGCGAAUGCCCGAACCAAUCGUCCGAGCUUUUGGUGUCUUGAAGAAAUGUGCUGCCAAGGUUAACAUGGAGUAUGGUCUUGAUCCAAUGAUUGGGGAAGCUAUAAUGGAAGCUGCACAAGAAGUAGCAGAAGGAAAGCUCAAUGAUCAUUUUCCUCUUGUUGUAUGGCAAACUGGUAGUGGCACUCAGAGUAAUAUGAAUGCUAAUGAGGUUAUUGCUAAUAGAGCAGCUGAGAUUCUUGGUCACAAACGUGGGGAAAAAAUUGUGCACCCAAAUGACCAUGUGAAUAGAUCACAAUCUUCUAAUGACACUUUUCCGACUGUCAUGCACAUUGCAGUUGCAACCGAGAUUACUUCAAGGCUGAUCCCUAGUUUGAAAAAUUUGCAUAGCUCUUUGGAGUCUAAGUCCUUCGAGUUCAAAGACAUUGUGAAAAUUGGAAGAACUCACACUCAAGAUGCUACACCUUUGACGCUAGGACAAGAAUUUGGCGGCUAUGCUACUCAAGUUAAGUAUGGACUUAGUAGAGUCGCAUGUACUCUACCUCGCAUCUAUCAGCUUGCACAAGGUGGAACCGCUGUUGGGACCGGAUUAAACACUAAGAAAGGGUUUGAUGUAAAGAUAGCUGCUGCAGUAGCCGAAGAAACAAACUUGCCAUUCGUCACUGCAGAAAACAAGUUUGAAGCUUUGGCUGCACACGAUGCUUGUGUUGAAACAAGUGGAUCUCUUAAUACAAUCGCCACAUCGUUGAUGAAAAUCGCUAAUGAUAUACGUUUUCUUGGAAGUGGUCCAAGAUGCGGUCUUGGUGAACUUUCUCUGCCUGAAAAUGAACCAGGAAGCAGUAUCAUGCCUGGAAAGGUAAAUCCUACACAGUGUGAGGCAUUGACUAUGGUUUGUGCUCAAGCUAUGGGAAACCAUGUAGCUGUGACAAUUGGUGGGUCAAAUGGUCAUUUUGAAUUGAAUGUAUUCAAACCGGUUAUCGCAAGCGCUCUGUUACAUUCCAUUAGAUUAAUAGCAGAUGCUUCAGCUUCAUUUGACAAAAACUGUGUGAGAGGCAGUGAGGCUAACAGAGAGAGGAUCUCAAAGCUAUUGCAUGAGUCUCUUAUGCUUGUGACAUCAUUGAAUCCUAAAAUCGGCUAUGACAAUGCUGCAGCAGUUGCCAAGAAAGCUCACAAAGAAGGAUGCACAUUAAAGCACGCAGCUAUGAAGUUAGGUGUUCUUACUUCGGAAGAGUUUGAUACUCUUGUUGUUCCUGAGAAGAUGAUUGGUCCCUCUGAUUAAAUUAUAAUGGAGCCAAAAGCUUCAAAUACAAAGUGGAUGUGUGGUUUUUUUUUUUGGAUCAAGUUGUGUUUACUCUUUUGUAAUAAAAUGCUGCAUAUGUAUGCUUGUGUUCAAAUUUUUGGAUAUGUUUUAGAGUCAUGUGGUUAUAGUAUUCUAAGUAAUUUAUCAAAAAGUUUGUAAUAUAUACUUAAGUUCAAUGAAAUAAAUUUGUAUGUGAAAAUGUUUAAUA